UGGGGUCCCCCGGCUGCCCCCUCUUCGGGGCAUCUGAGAAGCCGGGGAAGAGCGCACCAUGAAGUCCGUGCUGUUCAGCCGAUUCUUCAUCCUCCUGCCCUGGGUCCUGAUCGUCAUCAUCAUGCUCGACGUGGACACCCGCAGGCCCGCGCCCCCGCUCACUCCGCGACCCUACUUUUCUCCCUACGCUUUGGGCCGCGGGGGCGCCCGACCCCCGCUCCGCAGGGGCGGCCCCGGGCGCGGCUCGGAGAAGCGCAACGAGUCGCGGCCGCAGCCGCAGCCGCAGCCGCCUCUGCCCACCAUCUAUGCCAUCACGCCCACCUACAGCCGCCCGGUGCAGAAAGCCGAGCUGACCCGCCUGGCCAACACCUUCCGCCAGGUGGCGCAGCUGCACUGGAUCCUGGUGGAGGACGCGGCGGCGCGCAGCGAGCUGGUGAGCCGCUUCCUGGCGCGGGCCGGCCUGCCCUGCACGCACCUGCACGUGCCCACGCCGCGGCGCUACAAGCGGCCCGGGCUGCCGCGCGCCACGGAGCAGCGCAACGCCGGCCUCGCCUGGCUGCGCCAGAGGCACCAGCACCAGCGCGCGCAGCCCGGCGUGCUCUUCUUCGCCGACGACGACAACACCUACAGUCUGGAACUCUUCCAGGAGAUGCGAACCACACGCAAGGUCUCUGUCUGGCCAGUGGGCCUGGUUGGCGGGCGACGCUAUGAACGUCCGUUGGUGGAAAAUGGCAAAGUCGUUGGUUGGUACACCGGCUGGAGAGCAGACAGGCCUUUUGCCAUCGACAUGGCAGGAUUUGCUGUAAGCCUUCAAGUCAUCUUGUCCAAUCCAAAAGCUGUAUUUAAGCGCCGUGGAUCCCAGCCAGGGAUGCAAGAAUCUGACUUUCUAAAACAGAUAACAACUGUUGAAGAACUGGAACCGAAAGCAAAUAACUGCACCAAGGUCCUUGUGUGGCACACUCGCACAGAGAAGGUCAAUCUAGCCAACGAGCCCAAGUACCACCUGGACACAGUGAAGAUCGAGGUGUAACUGGGAGCAGCAGUGGGUGUGGAAGA
Messenger RNA from Myotis daubentonii (Daubenton's bat), 1056 nucleotides. It is a transcript of the gene B3GAT2, whose product is annotated as beta-1,3-glucuronyltransferase 2. NCBI's taxonomy places the organism in Eukaryota, Metazoa, Chordata, Mammalia, Chiroptera, Vespertilionidae. Gene Ontology annotation, biological process: chondroitin sulfate proteoglycan biosynthetic process; carbohydrate metabolic process. Gene Ontology annotation, cellular component: Golgi membrane. Gene Ontology annotation, molecular function: galactosylgalactosylxylosylprotein 3-beta-glucuronosyltransferase activity. The record is from RefSeq and is a predicted model, not a curated record.